Messenger RNA from Syngnathoides biaculeatus (alligator pipefish), 1696 nucleotides. It is a transcript of the gene tfap4, whose product is annotated as transcription factor AP-4 (activating enhancer binding protein 4). Gene Ontology annotation, cellular component: nucleus. Gene Ontology annotation, molecular function: DNA-binding transcription factor activity, RNA polymerase II-specific; protein dimerization activity; RNA polymerase II cis-regulatory region sequence-specific DNA binding. Gene Ontology annotation, biological process: regulation of transcription by RNA polymerase II. Lineage: Eukaryota; Metazoa; Chordata; Actinopteri; Syngnathiformes; Syngnathidae. The transcript is spliced from 7 exons. The record is from RefSeq and is a predicted model, not a curated record. Bases 237 to 1169 code for a protein of 310 amino acids.
AGGGAACCCCGUCAGCUGGAAGUCCGCGAACAUUACAACUACAUUUCCCAACGCCGGGAUUCUUUUUUACCUCAUUUUCGAUUGGGUUCCGUUCCGUUUUUAUUAUUAUUUCCACCAGCGGAUACUUCUUGUUUUUUGUUGUUGUUGGUUUUUUUGUGGGGGGCGGUUGUUUUUGUUUUGGUUAUUUUGGGGGAAGGUCGGGGGGGGUGGGGGGUCAAAACUGGAGAGCCGCGAGCAUGGAGUAUUUCGUGGUGCCCGCUCAGAAGGUGCCCUCUUUGCAACACUUCAGGAAAACGGAGAAAGAAGUCAUCGGGGGCUUGUGUAGCCUGGCCAACAUCCCUUUGACCCCGGAAACGGCGCGCGACCAAGAGCGGAGGAUCCGCCGCGAGAUCGCCAACAGCAACGAGCGGCGACGCAUGCAGAGCAUCAACGCCGGCUUCCAGUCGCUGAAGACGCUCAUCCCGCACAGCGACGGCGAGAAGCUCAGCAAGGCCGCCAUCUUGCAGCAAACGGCCGAGUACAUUUUCACGCUGGAGCAGGAGAAGACGCGACUGCUGCAGCAGAACAGCCAACUCAAGAGAAUCAUACAGGAGUUGAGCGGCUCGUCCCCCAAGAGGAGGCGCGUGGAGGACAAGGACGAAGGCAUCGGCUCCCCGGACGUUCUGGAGGAGGAGAAGACGGACGAGCUGCGGCGGGAGAUGAGCGAGCUCAGGCAGCAGCUGGACAAGGAGCGCUCGGUCAGGAUCAUGCUGGAGGACCGGAUGCGCUCAUUGGACACCGAGCUGUACCCGGAAAAAGCCCAGAGCCAGCAGAAUCUCGCCUGUGUGCAGCAACACAAGCAGCUGGAGAGGGACCUCACACGUGCCCACAGCCCGCAGGUGUCCGCCCCGGCCACUCCUCCCGCGCCCACGCACCACGCCACCGUCAUCGUCCCCGCGCCCGUCCCCCCGCCGCAGUCCCAUCACGUCACCGUGGUCACCAUGUGCCCGGCGUCCGUCAUCAAUGCCGUCUCCACGUCCCGACACAACCUGGACACCAUCGUUCAGGCCAUCCAGCACAUCGAGGGUGGCGGCGGCGGCGGGGAGGAGGAGCAGCGGCGGGCGGUCAUCGUCAGCUCGGGGCGGGUCCACUCCGAGAGCGACGAGCCGGACGACUGCUCGCUGCCAUGAGUUCCUCUCUCGAGCUCGCACACACACACCAACACACGCGUUCACUCGCUCGCCGUACAUCCCAAAACCCGAAGGAAGUGGACUCCUAACAUUGAAGCCCUCUUUUUGUACACACCCGCCUAAGAUGUCCGAGUAGUAGCGUGACGGGCAUUUUGGCCGUGCUUAUAUCCAACAACGACGCCCCCCCCCCCCAACGGUUAUUAGAGCAGCUACUUGACUUGACCGACCGGUCUUAUAAAUACUCUCGUACUGGAUGUUACUCGUUCAAGCUGCGCAUCUUCUUCUUUUGUUUUCUCCAAAUACCCCCCCCCCCCCCCCACACCCCGCUGAAAUGAAACGGGCCACACGCCGGAGGGGGCGUGGCCGCUUCUCGACGUGAUUGUAUCCGGGAGGGCGGAAUGCACUUACGAGUUUUGUUUCUUUUCCGCCUGCGUGUGGCCGUUCUUACUGGGCUGGCUUCCCGGUGCCCCCGCCGACCCCCGAAUCGCUCACACCCCUGUUUUUACGCCUGUAGGCUGACCACGCGA